Oreochromis niloticus (Nile tilapia) is the source of this 7573-nucleotide messenger RNA. It is a transcript of the gene cep290, whose product is annotated as centrosomal protein 290. Gene Ontology annotation, biological process: ciliary transition zone assembly; kidney development; camera-type eye development. NCBI's taxonomy places the organism in Eukaryota, Metazoa, Chordata, Actinopteri, Cichliformes, Cichlidae. The transcript has 52 exons. Gene Ontology annotation, cellular component: centriolar satellite; ciliary transition zone. The record is from RefSeq and is a predicted model, not a curated record. The coding region runs from base 30 to 7352 and encodes 2440 amino acids.
CCUAUUUAGCUAAGUCUUUAAAACACAUCAUGGCCAAGAUGCCUGCAGCUCUUAAUUGGGAUAAAGUGUUGAGAAUUGACCCAGAAACCCUCAAUGAACGCGACAAAGACGAAGUGGAUAAGGUCUUCGAUAUGUUAGUUUUGACAGAAGAAUGGGGUGUGAAGGAUAAAGCUCCAGAGAACAUUAUUCAAGUCCUCAGGGUGUUUCAGGCCCUGCUGAAGAUUAGAGAUCGAGAACUUUCUGUUGCCUUCGACUUUAUUGAUGACAUUGGUGUAAAACAUGCUAGAAAAGAAAAAGAACUCCUGGCUAAGGUGUCACAGUUGGAACAAGAACAGAAGCUCCACAGCACUGUGCAGAACACCGGCUUUAUUAGAGAUCAGAUUUGGCACCUCGAGACCCAGUUGGAGCAAAGGGAGAAUGAGGUGACCCAGUUAAAGAAAGAAAUGGGGAAGGAAAAGAAAACCAACGAGGAGUUGGUUGUGCAAGUAGAGAAGGCUGAGGAAGUCAUCAAGAAGCUGAAAAGAGAGUUAGAAAAACUUAAGAGGAAGAAUGAGCAGCUCCAGCAGGAUGUGGACUUUUAUCGCGGAGAGCUGGACCAGAAAGAGCCUAUGUCUUCAAAAGACGAGAAUGCUGAGACUCAGAGGAAGCUCAACCUUGCCAACCGCCAGCUUUACCAGUGCUUAGAUGACCUGCAGCGAGCGGAAGAUGAAAACACACAUCUGAAGACUGAGAAUAUGCAGAUGCAGAGAAGCCUGGAGGAAUCUGUGAAGGAGAUGGAGAAGAUGACGGAUGAGUACAAUAAGUUGAAGAUUGUGGUGCAGCAGACUGACUCCAUUAUGGACCAGCUUAGGAAGGAGCGAGAUCAUACAAAGCUUCAAGUCAGAGAGUUAACAGAUAAGAUUCAUAGCAUGACUGAAGAGAACGACCCUAUUAUGGCAGCUGUCAAUGCCAAAGUGGAGGAGUGGAAGCAAGUGCUGUCUGGGAAGGACGAUGAAAUUUUGGUGUACCAGCAGAUGAUUCGUGACUUGAGGGAAAAGCUGCGUUCAGCACAGCUGGACUUGGACAAAAGCAACAUUCUGGCCUUGCAGCAGGCUGUCCAAGAGCGAGAUAAUCAAAUCAAGAUGCUGAGUGAGCAGGUGGAGCAGUAUACAGGGGAAAUGGAGAAGCACACCGUACUUAUUGAGGAGCUCAAGACGUCUACGAAGAAAGACAGAGGCCUCCCAUCCACCUUACAGCAGAAGAAAAUGGAGGAGCUGAAGUUAAAGCUAGAAGCUGCAGAGACAAGAGCAACAGAAGCAGAGCAUGCGGUAAAACUAGCAGAAGCUCAUGCUGAGGAGAAAGACAAGGCACUUAUUGAGGCUUCAAACCGCUUGAGCCAGUAUGAGUCUGGCACUUAUGGCCUGGAAGCAGCCAUUGCGGAGAUCAAAGAGUGUAAAAAUGUAAUUAGAGAGAGAGAAUGUGAGGCAGAGGCCAUGACCAAAGAGAUCAACCAGCUUGAGAUGAGAAUCAAUGACCUCAUGGACGAAAAUGAAGGUUUCAGAGAAAAACUAGGUCUGGAACCAAAGCAGGAAGUGGAUCUGACAGAGUUUAGGCGUGCCGCAGAUCUCAGACAGCGCCGAUACAAAGCAGAAAACCAAGUCCUCACCAAAGAGAUUGAACGACUUGAAGAGGAAAGACUGGAAUUAAAGAAACAAAUCAGACGCAUGGUGAAGGAAAGAGCUGUGUCUACAGGGAUUCCACAGUCAAGCUUACUGCUGGAGGAAGAUGUUAGACCGAGCAGGGCGGCACAGCUGUCGCUCAAACAGAGUGGCAUGUACACAGAUGAAGAAACCAGGCGCAAAAAUGAGUACCUUGAAAAAGAGUUAAGCAAUAAGGAGCGAGAGCUGGAACUUCACCGGACCCAGUUUCAGGUCAAAUUGGAAGAACUUUCAAAGGUGAAAAAAGAUCUGGAGGCUGCUCUGAAAGAUGUCCUUCAAGCAAUGAGGAUUAAUCAAGAGGCUGUUUCUGUUCCUAAUCUGGAAAUGUUGGCCAAUGGUUUAGAUGUCAGUGGCAUGGGUGGCCAGUCUGAGUCAGCCCCACACUUCAGGUCCCAAAUACACCAGCUGGUGGGGAGAAAUGAAGAACUGAGGCAGGAGCUAAAAUCAGCUCGUGAGGAGGCAACCGACAGCUUGAGUCAGCUUGCCAGAGCCAAAGAAAAGAUAUACCAACUUGAAAGUGAGUUGGAGUUGCUCAGGAAGUCUGGCAGCAAUGGAGUCGUCCUCAGACCUCUGAGCCUUCCUGAGGGCCUGGAGCCCAGCAGCACUGAAGUCAUCAGUUCCCUGAACGAGUACGCCGUUCGACUCCUUCAGGAGAUCAAAAACAAGGACGAAAAAAUGCAGAAACUUGCAGGCGCUCUGGAAGAAUACAAGGAGAAGUUUUCUGUUAUUAGCCACCAACAGGGACUUCUCUACAAAGAGUACCUGAGUGAGAAGGCAGAGUGGCAGAAGGAGAAGGAGACAUUCACAGAGAUAAAGAACAGGCUGGAGGAACAAAAGCAGGUGGACGAUGUUAAAAUCAGAGAGUUCAGUGAUCUGCUGGACACACUUCAGAAGGAUCCAGAGGACAUCAGAAGACAGCUGAGUGAAGCAAUUCGUAAGCUGACAGUGCUUAAAGUUAACGAGAAGAAACUGACACGACGCUACACAACCCUGCUGGAACAAGAACAACACCUCCGCAAGGAAAACGGCAAGCUGAGAGAUGAGAGCAGCCAGAUGCAGGCAUCGGUCACUCAGAGGAUAGGUUACCUACAGAGAUACAAGGAAAUGGCUGCAUAUAAAAUAGCAGCACUACAGAAAGCUUUGGAUGAUAGUGUGCCCUCAUCAAACCUGGAGAAGGCUAACAAACAGUACACAGAGCUAACAGUCAAAUACAGAAACAUGCUACAGAGAGACAGCCGCCUCAUACAAAGAACCACCAACUUAGAACAUUUAGAGAGUGAGAAUGAGUCUCUUCGAGAACAAAUCUCUGCCAUGAAUAAAGAACUGGAGAUCACAAAGGAGAAACUUAAUACUUUAGAGCAAAGAUGGGAGAACAUCCCUUCAACAGGAGAAGAAAAUGGGAUGGCUAAAGCAGACAAGGCAUCACUCAACAAUGAGAUGAUAUCUGCUGUAAGACGAAUCACCACUUUAGAGAUGAAGGAGCUGAAUGAGAGGCAGAGAGCUGAGCAUGCCCACAAAAUGUAUGAGCACGUGAAGAACUCACUUAAGCAGGUGGAGGAGCGCAAUGUGGAACUGGAAUCCAAGUUUGUGGAGUUGACUAAGAUGAAUGUGGAGGCCCAAAGGGUUGAGCGGGAGCUGAGAGAUGAGCUGGCAAGCAGCGUUAGCAAAGCUGUGAGCGAUGCUGACAGAGCCAAGAUUGCAGAGCUGGAGAAGGCAGAGGCUGAGCUUCGCAUUGAGGUUUCUAAGCUUCAAGAGGUCUCUGAUGUGGCUGUGACACAGGUGUCUGCUCUACAGGCCAGACAAAAAAGCAACGAAAAAGAAGUGGAAACUUUGAGAAGGCAAAUAUUGGACUUCCAGUCGCAGUCAGACGAGAAAGCCCUCAUUGCAAAGCUUCACCAGCACAUUGUGGCUCUGCAGCUCAGUGAGUCAGAUGCUUUGGGAAAACUUGAGGCUGCCACCAAUCACAUCCAGCAGUUGGAGGCCUACAAGCUGCGAGCUGAACAGCGGCUUGAUGCAAGUGAGCGUACUCUGUUUCUCGCUCGCCAAGAGGGCCGAAACCGCUCGAAGCACCUACGGCAGACUAUCCAGUCGCUCCGUAGGCAGUUUGCAGGUGCGUUGCCACUUCCUCAGCAGGAAAAGUUCUCUUUGACCAUGCUGAGCCUCCAGGAGGACCGAGCAAAAGCUCAAAAGGAGAAAAAGAGGGCAGAGCAGGAGAGCAAGAGAGCGGAGGGAAGGGCAGAUGAGCUGGAACUAAGGCUGCAAGGGCUGGAGGAGCUUGUCUCAACCCUAAAGGAUGUGAAAGGGGCCCAGAAGGUAACUGAGUGGCACAAAAAGAUGGAGGAAACUCGCCUGCAGGAGCUCAGGAAAGGCAGGGAGCUGGUGGUCCAGAAGGAGGAGAUAAAAUACCUCAGAAACCUUGUAAAGGAACAGGAACAAACCAUCCACUCACUGGAAGAGGAUAUUGUUCAGCUAAAGACUCUUCAUGAAGAAUGCCAGCUUGCAUGGGAUCAGCGAGAGGUGGAGAUGGAGCGUCAGCUGGACUAUUAUGAGAAGCAUCAGGAUGAAAUUCUGAGCAAUGCUGAAAAGCUUGAUGAAGGUAAAGGAUGGCUACCAGACCCAAGUCUACCUCUCGCUCGUCAGUUGGAGUUUACCUUGGGGAAAAUCAGAGAGCAUGUCCGCACCAUUUUGGAGACACAGGCCACGUGCAGAAGUUUGGAGAAGAAAUUGAAAGAGAGGGAAGCAGCUCUGUGGAAGGCAGAACAGAACAUUGUGUCAAGGGAUAAAGUAAUCAACGAGCUGCGUCUGCGACUCCCAGCUGCUGCCGACAGAGAACGGCUGCUAGCCAACCUUGCCAAACAUGAAGAGGGGCAGUCAGACAGACAGUCUGCCCUCAAGCUGGCUCACCAGACCAUCAAAGACCUGCAGGAUCGACUUGACAAAAAAGAGGAUAUAAUAAAGAAAUACCAGAACCAGCUGGCUCAAGCUAGACAGGACCAAGAGGAACUGAUAAAGAGACAUCAGGAGGAGAUGAAGAUGUUGCACGAGAAGCUGGACUUGCAUACAGACACCUCGCUGGAUCGCUUUAGACAAACAGCGAUGGAGUUGAUGAAAAAGCCCACCUUAAGGGUGCCGACCUCCAAACACCUGGAGCGUCUGGCUGAGCUAGAGCAAACAGUGGCCGAGCAAGAAAUUUCACUUUGCUCUCUCACCGAGAAGCUGAAAGUGACCACUGCAGAGCUGGACCGACUGAGGGUUACCAUGGAAACGGAGGCUAAGAGACACACUGACGAGACGUCAAAGCUGGAGGAAUAUCAUGUCAGCCAGGUGAAAGCUCUGACUGCGGAGAAUGAGGAUCAGAGGAGCCAGAUGGCCCAGAUGGAGAAGGAGAUGAAUGAUCUUCGAGCUGAACUGGAGGCCCAGAAGGAGGCUAAUGUCCGCUCCCCCAGUAACUCCAUGAAAAAUCUAGUGGAACAACAGAAGGCACAGCUCACCCAGAAAGACAAACAGCUAAAGGCUCUCAGUAAGGUUCUGUUGAACCUGCGUGCGGAAAUGACGUCUGCUGCAGAACAGCAAGUUAUAGCAAGUGCUGCACAGAAAGAGGAGAGUCUGAAUGUCCAGAUGCUGAUUGACAGACAAACCAAAGACCUGAAGGUGCGAAUGCAAGAAAUUAGUGAAGAACUUCAAGCGGCAAAAGAGUCUGCCAAAUCAGCCAGAAGCCGCGAGAGCUCCUUGAAAGAGGAAGUGGACAGGCUGAACCAAGACAUCCAGAAAGCUCAGAAAACCCAAAGACGUCUGCAAGCUGAGAAGGAGGCGCAAGAACAAGAAAUCGAGGAACUCAAGCAGCAAAUCAAAAGGCUCACCAGUGCUCUUCAAAGCCAACGAGAAGCAGAUGGAAAGCGACCAACUAUUGAGAAUCUGCAGAAGAAGAUCUGGAGAUUGGAGUCUGACUUGGAGAAAAGAGCUGAAAUAAAACACGUCAAAGACGAUCACGGAAAGACUAAAGAAGAAAUUGUGCGAUGGGAGGAGGGCAAGAAAUGGCAGGCCAAGAUGGAGAAGGUCAAAAAUUCACUGAAGGAGAAGGAACGAGAGAAUGAAUCCCUCUCAAAACAGCUCAGCACUCUUAAAGACCUCUAUGCCAGGCUGGAGCAAGAGAAGAGUGCGCUGCAGAAAAAGCUGAAGGCUCGAGGGGUCACUGCUGAUCAGGUGGUGGGGGUGCGGUCCACUGAAAUGGAGAAGGAGAUGGAGGAGCUGAAGAAGAAGAACUCAGACCUGGAGACAGAGAUUCUCACUAUAAAACAGCAACAGGCUUUACCGCGUGACGGUGCCAUUGAGGAUAUGAUGCUGAGAAACCGCUUCCUGGAGGAGAGACUCCGUUCCUUAGAGAGCCAGGUUAUCAAAGAAUCACCAUCAAGACCUUCUACUUCAGGACGAGGCACCAAUACUCCAUCAGAGAGAGAGCAGGACCUCCAAAAAGAAAACCUCAAGCUGGCCUCUGAGAACCUGGAGCUGCGCUUUCAGCUGGAGCAGACCAACAAAGACCUGCCAAGGCUCAAGAAUCAAGUUGCGGACCUUAAGGAGAUGUGCAACGCACUGAAAAAGGAAAAGACAGAGGCAGAAAAAAAGCUGGCUCAUAUACGUGGAGGUGGUCACAGUGGUAAAACGGUGCCUGAGCUCGAGAAGACAAUUGGAUUGAUGAAGAAGGUGGUGGAGAGGGUGCAGCGGGAAAAUGAAACACUGAAGAAAUCCAGCGCCACUGUGAAUCAAGACAAAGUCACUGCCCUGGAGAAAGAAAAUAUUAAGCUAAAGGCUGACUUUGAAACGCUGAAGCGUGAGGCUGAAACUGAUCUGAAUUCCAAACUUGAAUCCAAAACCAAAGGCCUGGAGAAAAUAGUGAUUGAAAAUGAACGUCUUCGAAAGGAGAUUAAAAGGGAAAUGGAGGCUGCAGAAAGGCUGAGAGUGACCAAGACGACUCUAGAAGUGACAAAUGAGAAGCUCGAGGCAGAGCUGGAAGACACCAAGCAAAGACUGAGGGAAGCUCUGUCCAGGCCCAUCACAGAGGGGGUGGACACUAAGACCAUGAAGUCAUCUGUGGUAACCAGGAUGUUUGAGAACAAGAUGAAGGAGCUGGAGAAGGAACUCUCCCAAAAGACCGUCCGACUGUCUGAACUCAAACAACAGCUGAAAGAGAUGACAGAGCGGGAGGAGAGAGCUCAGAUAGCAAUACGACAACUCGAGGAUCAGGCUGACGUGUUCAAAACUUUUCCUGCUGCUGGAAAAGGUGAUGCGGGACGCAGCAAGGCCUUCCCGGAAAGAAGACUGGCCAACACUCAGCUGGAAAAAGAGAAUGAAGAACUGAAACGAAAGAUGCAAGAAUACAGUGAGCGAUACGGCGAGACGACAUCUAAACUAGAUUAUGGGAAACUCAAAAAACUUCUGCAGGCAGCUGAAACUGAAAAAACCGAACUUCAAGCUGAGGUCACGAAGCUGAAAAAAGAACUGGAGAACUUUGACCCAGCAUUUUUUGAUGAAAUCGAAGACCUGAAAUAUAACUACAACUUAGAGGUGAAGAAGAAUGUUCUGUUGGAGGAGCAGCUGAAAAAAGUGUGUCAACAAUUUGGGGUAAAGGCAGAAGUGCCCAGUGUGUCUAUCACUUAAUGUGGGGUAUGUAAGUCAUGCUUUUACAGUCACAUUCCUUGGAGAUUUUGAGGAAGGAGUUUCCUUUUAACAAUGAAAUGACACAAUAUUUUUGUGUUAAUAUGUGAAUACUAACUUAUUGUGAAAAUGUAAAUUUGUACGUAACAUUAAAGUUUUUUUUCUGUGUACUGUCAGUCACUUUUGUAUUCUGUCAAAUAAAAAUUUGUUGAAUAAAAUUUUAA